Knipowitschia caucasica is the source of this 564-nucleotide messenger RNA. The record is from the annotation of a GenBank genome assembly. NCBI's taxonomy places the organism in Eukaryota, Metazoa, Chordata, Actinopteri, Gobiiformes, Gobiidae.
AUGGGGAAUGAUAUCGCAGGUGGGGAAGUGUAUCCCUCUCCGGAAGUGGUUUCUCGCCCCAUUCUCAGCACUGGGAAGGAUGAAUUGGCUGAGGAACACCCCGAGAUGUUUUCAGUGUGUGUGUUGACCCGCGCCCAGUCUAAAAAGUUGGCAGAGGAACAGGGUGAUGUUGAUCUGUGUGAUUCUGUGCUUGCUCCUGUCUUCUCCGGUGUUCGUGCGCCCCCGUGUGGACGACCUGAUGACCACGCCAGGACGAAGGCCAGCAGUGAGAAGUCAACCACCGCUAUGUCCCCUCCACUCACCAGUGACGCUUUGAUUGGAGAGAUUAUCAGAAGAAAGGACCGCGCCCUGAGUCUGGACCGCAGUCUGGAGACCGCAGUUUGGAGACCGCAGUUUGGAGACCGCAGUUUGGAGACCGCAGUUUGGAGACCGCAGUUUGGAGACCGCAGUCUGGAGACCGCAGUCUGGACACCGCAGUCUGGACACCGCAGUCUGGACACCGCAGUCUGGACACCGCAGUCUGGACACCGCAGUCUGGACACCGCAGUCUGGACACCGCAGUGA